CUUUUCCAAACCCAAAACAAAAAUUAAAAUUCCAAAAGAAAAAAAAAAGAAAAAAGAAGAGAAGAUUACCCAAAAGCUACGAAAUCUGCAGAGAUUGGUUUGAAUGAGUAGCUAGCUUUGAAACAAAAAGAGAGAUGCUCUCUCUACACGUCUUCCCUCCGUCACCUUCCCUCCAAAACCCUAACUUCAACCCUACCCAUUCAUCCACCCCAAUCCAAACCCCUAAUUUCAAAGUCCUCAAUCUCCACCCAAUUUCAAAAACCAACUUCAAAGCCCUUAACUUUCGACGAUUUAAGCUCCCAAAUUGUAAAACCCAUCUCAGAAAACUUGCUUGCAAUGCUCUGGAGGACUCCGGCGACGAAACGAAGGCGGUUUUGGGCAGUGGGGGUGGUGAUGGUGGCGGAGGAGGCGGUGGUGAUGGCGGAGGGGAUGAUGAGCAGAUGGAGAAGAAGAGUGGGCCUUUUCCGGAAUGGAUCAGUAUCACUUCCGGCGAUGCAAAAACGGUGUUUGCGGCGAUUGCAGUGUCCCUGGCGUUUCGGAGUUUCAUAGCUGAGCCGAGGUUCAUUCCUUCGUUGUCAAUGUAUCCUACGUUGGACGUGGGAGAUCGAAUUGUAGCAGAAAAGGUUUCAUAUUAUCUCAGAAAGCCAUGUGCCAAUGAUGUAGUUAUCUUUAAAAGUCCACCAGUUCUCCAGCAAGUAGGAUAUACUGAAGACGAUGUCUUCAUUAAACGAAUUGUUGCCAAGGAAGGUGAUACUGUAGAGGUGCGCAAUGGGAAGCUCUUAGUAAAUGGAGUGGAGAGAAAUGAAAAAUUCAUCCUUGAACCACCUGCAUAUAAUAUGACUCCUAUUCGUGUGCCAGAGAACUCAGUUUUCGUGAUGGGUGACAAUCGAAACAACAGCUACGACUCACACGUAUGUUUUGAAAAUGUUUAGGGGUCCAUUGCCAACCAAGAAUAUUUUAGGAAGAUCCCUGUUUCGGUAUUGGCCACCAAAGAGGAUCGGUGCAACAGUUCAUGAGACGGGCUGUGCUGCUGACAAGCCGGAGAGUAUUCCAACGUCUCAGCUAAAGGAAGGUCAGGAAGGCAUUCCAGCGUCUCAGCUAAUGGAAGGUGUAUCAUUGAAUUAGUAACCGUACGAAGUUUCUUCUGGCUCGUCACUUGAAAUUGUUUCAUUUUUUGCCUUGGAUCUCAGGUAACAUCUCUGUUCUAAAGAAACACGCAUACGGGUAAAUUUUUGGAAGGCCCUAGUUCAUUAUAAUUAGUGUACAUUGUUAAUCGACGCUUGAUUUACGUAACUUAA
Molecule: messenger RNA, 1298 nt
Organism: Malus domestica (apple)
Lineage: Eukaryota; Viridiplantae; Streptophyta; Magnoliopsida; Rosales; Rosaceae
Product: chloroplast processing peptidase
Biological process (GO): thylakoid membrane organization
Cellular component (GO): chloroplast thylakoid membrane; plasma membrane
Molecular function (GO): serine-type endopeptidase activity
Source: RefSeq, a predicted model, not a curated record